This is a messenger RNA of Passer montanus (Eurasian tree sparrow), 1404 nucleotides long. RefSeq names its product basic salivary proline-rich protein 1-like. NCBI's taxonomy places the organism in Eukaryota, Metazoa, Chordata, Aves, Passeriformes, Passeridae. The transcript has 5 exons. The record is from RefSeq and is a predicted model, not a curated record. Gene Ontology annotation, molecular function: protein-phosphatidylethanolamide deconjugating activity. The annotation marks the transcript as partial.
GGUCUCAGGCCGGUCUCGGGGGUCGCGGUGCCCCCCGGGGGUCUCGCACGGCCUCUCUCCCCCCCAGAGGAGCUGGCCCGGUUCCGGCGCGAUUUCCGCUCCCGCCUGUGGCUGACGUACCGGAGCGGCUUCCCGGCGCUGCCGGGCACGGCGCGCACCUCGGACUGCGGCUGGGGCUGCACGCUGCGCAGCGCGCAGAUGCUGCUGGCCCAGGGGCUGCUGCUGCACCUGCUGGGCCGCGACUGGAUGUGGCCGGAGGCGCCGCUGGAGCCGGAGCGGGGGGGGUCCCGCAGGAGCCGCGACCCCCCGGGACGGGCGCGGGACCCCCAAGGACGGGCGCGGGACCCCCCGGGACGGAGCCAGGACCCCCCGGGACGGAGCCAGGACCCCCCGCGACAGGCACGGCCUCCCCGGGAUGGAGCGAGGGUCCCCCGGGACGGACACGGAUCCCCCAGGACGGACAGUGCGGCCCCCGGGAGGACGCGGGACCCCCCGGGAUGGAGCCAGGACCCUCCAGGGUGGACAAGACCCCCCCAGAAUGGGCAGGGACCCCCCAGGAUGGACACGGAGCGCUCCGGGGGGACGCGGGACCCCCUGGAACAACCCCGGGACCCCUCAGGACGGUCCCGGGAGCCCCUGGGACAGCUUCAGGACCCCCCGGGACGGGCACGGGAUGCCUUGGGGCAGCCCUGGGACCCUCCGGGACCACCCCAGGACCCCCUUGAACAGCCCCAGGACCCCCUGGAACGGGAACGAGACCCCUCGGGACAGCCCCGGGACCCCUCGGGACAGCCCCGGGACCCCCCAGAACAACCCCGGGAGCCCCCGGGACCACCCCGGGACCCCUCGGCACAGCCCCGGGACCCCCCAGAACAACCCCAGGCCCCCCUGGAACGGGCACGGGACCCCCUGGAACAGCCCUGGGACCCCCUGAAACGGGCACGGGACCGCUCGGGACAGCCCCGGGACCCCCCAGAACAACCCCAGGACGCCCUGGAUCAGCCCCGGGACCCCUCGGGACCCCCCCGGGACCCCUCGGGACAGCCCUGGGACCCUUCGGGAGAGCCCCGGGACCCCCUGGAACAACCCCGGGACCCGCCGGGACGGGCACGGGACCCCCUGGAAUGGGCACGGGACCCCCGGGAGGCGGAGCGGCGGCACCGCGCCGUCGUGUCGUGGUUCUGCGACCACCCCCGCGCCCCGUUCGGGAUCCACCGGCUGGUGCAGCUGGGCCGGGAGUUCGGCCGCCGCGCCGGGGACUGGUUCGGUCCCGCCAUCGCCGCCCACCUGCUCCGGGGGGCCGUGGAGUCGUGCGCGGAGACCCCCGGGCUCGCCGUCUACGUGGCCCAGGAUUGCACCGGUACCCGUGAUUUCCCGGGGGUCUCGGGUGUUUUCCAGGGGUAA